This is a messenger RNA of Seminavis robusta, 852 nucleotides long. NCBI's taxonomy places the organism in Eukaryota, Bacillariophyta, Bacillariophyceae, Naviculales, Naviculaceae. The record is from the annotation of a GenBank genome assembly.
AUGGGAUGUUUCGCCUGUGGCAAAAGGGAUGCCACCUACAUUGAAGAAUUCCCGCCGACUACGGAAAGCCCAAAGAGAUUUUGCACGGGAUGUGCGGAUAGAGACCGUUGCGUGCCCACGAGACGGUGCAAGUUCAUUGACCAAGAGGGAGUCCAGUGUAGAGGUUGGUACACAAGCGGCGGAUACUGCAAAAAGCAUGGAGGAACUACAAGAGGGGAUUGUCCCGAUUGUGGCAAGAGAGGCUCGUUCACCAAGCAUGCCUUUUCCCUAGACGGUUUGGACCCAGCGGUCAAGCUUUGCGGAGACGACAGCCGUAACAUUCCGGGAAUGGCCAGCGAUGAGCCCUUUGUUGUGGUUGAUGCACCCGAAGUUCAAAGCUCUUGGAAACGAUACCUGACGGUUCAGUGUUUGUGCAACCAGCAGAUGAAUGAAGAGGUCUGGAAAAAGCUUCAAAACACGUUCAUGGCACACUAUCUGCCCAGGUACACGGAAUGUGUCGUCAAGAAUGGGGAGCUCUUGUUUGCGGAUCAGGUCAAGACGGAAGAUCAAGUUGAGAAACGCCUGCAGGAGAUCUUUGACAUGAACAAGAAGAGUUUUGAACUGCGUGAAAAUCGAAUGCUGGCCGUUCUUUACUGGUGUCCAAACAAGGAGGAUGCGACAAAACCCGUGCUGGCUGGUUUCUGGUUUCUCCGAGCAUACCCAGAUGACCUCGAGGGUUUCCUUCUGGUUCUGGACAGUACGGUCGACGAAAGGAGCUUGGAAGCUGUCCUUCAGCGAAGCAGUGUCUUUCGGUUUGCAGAGACACCCACCAAAGAGGAAAAGUUGGCUGGCCGGACUCGAGGCCAUGCGUAG